Messenger RNA from Peronospora belbahrii, 729 nucleotides. NCBI's taxonomy places the organism in Eukaryota, Oomycota, Peronosporomycetes, Peronosporales, Peronosporaceae. The record is from the annotation of a GenBank genome assembly.
AUGAUUACGAUAGAUCCAAACUUCAACAAGAAUAAGCUGAAGUUGAUGAAAAUGGCUACAGAAUUAGUGGCUACUACUGUCUUAACACAAUGGUAUGCAAUAGAGACGCAAGAUGGACUGGUCUCGAUACUUUGGUAUCCAUUUCAAGAGAGUAAAGAGUAUGGCGUUGCUGUUCACGUUUGUACAAUGCCACGACCAAAGUGUCUUGCAUCAACGGUGUUGGUCUAUGGAGAAGGACGAAAGAAUGCUCGAUGCAAACACACGCAAUGGAUCAAGGACCGAGUGCCAAUCGAAAAUUACAUGGAACACUUGAUCCAGACGCGUGGUGAGUCAAUUCAUGAGGUUUUGUUGAGUGAAGCAGCCGAGGGAGAUGAGAGAUUGCUGCUAGAAGGCCUGAUCACGAACUUUUUUGUUGUGAAAGACGGACAAUUGGUCACGGCGGGUACAAAUGUUUUGGAAGGAAGUACAAGGGAGUUAGUGCUGAAAGCCUGUCGUGAUUUAUCCAUUCCGGUGGUUUUUCAGGCCCCAAAGCUUUCAGAGCGGCAUUUGUGGCAGGCAGCAUUUGUUACAAGCGCGGUUCGUAUAGUGGUUGAUGUCACGCGUUUGUUGUGCGAAGAAAAACAUGGAGAGCAUGUGGUACUUCAAGAGACCUUGAUUCCUAGCGACAAAAGUGAGUUUACAAAGAGAAUUCGAGACCAGAUAUUGAUGCAGCGUAUGUAUCUCAAGUAA